GCUCCAUCCUCACAUCGCAUACUGCCUAUCGCCGCAACUCAAGAUCGCAUAAGUAACUGCGCCUACGGAUUACAGCCAAUUCCUUCCGCGCUUCUUCCCCCCAAGAGGAGAAUCGACAAAGGAACGCGUCCUAAAGGCUUUCGCCACCACCUUUGUUUCUCAGACAUUCUUUUCGAUAUUCGCUACAACUGUUUCCCCCACAACAGCGACACAACCAUGUCGGUCGACUUCAGUAUCGGGUCGCCUUUUGCGACCACAUUGCAAGGGAUUGUUCAGCCGAAACUAGCAGAAUACGGUUGGACAACGGGAGAUCCUGAGGACUCGACAAUCUUCGAAUACAUCCUCUUAAUGCUGGGCAACAACAAGGACGAGUCUCAAAUUGCGUCAGAACUUUCGAAUGACCUUCUCGAUCUCGGACCCGAGAACCCGGAGACGCAGCAGUUCGCAAAGUGGCUGUUUGACCAAAUUCGUCAACUGACAAACGGACCCGCUGAUGCUCCUCAACCGGACGCCUCCCAGAUGGAGGCUACAAGCACCGACGCGCCAACAGGAGGGCAAGACACAGAGAUGGACGGCACCGGCGAGGCCAGUCAAAGCAGCAUUCCGACAGGCCCCAAAGCUAUGCGCAACGGGAGCGGGGCAAAAAUGCCCCGGGGUGGCCGCAUGCUCAACAAUAUCAACAGACAGAUGGGUCGCGAUGACUCUGCUCUCCACCGCGUUCGAGGUUCGCAAGGUUCGGGCGGUCGCAUCGAUUCCCAUGCCCGCGCACCACCCAAAGGGCCUCGAUCGGACAAUAUAGGAAGAGGCGUCGCUGCAUUGGCAAAUGGUAGAGGCACCGGCAAUGUUGGUGUUUCUAUGGGUGGGCCAGGUAUGAAUAUGAAUGGCAUGAACAUGGGGGGCAUGGGCAUGCCAGGGAUGCCCAUGGCUCCGAUGGGUCAAAGUGGGAUGCCGGGCAUGCUUACCCCACAACAGCAGAUGGCAUUGAUGCAGAUGUAUGAGCAACAAGCUCAUAUGAUGCAGCAGAUAUUUGCUGGUCAGACGCCUGCGCCGUAUAUCAACCCGAACUUCCCGCAGAACAAUCGAAAACAGGGAAGACCCCUUCAUGAACGCGUCGACAAGUCAAGACAAGGCAACAAACAGUCCCUCCCUCCAUCUACCAAGUUCACAAAGAACGACGGGCAAGACGAGACCAUGACGGACAGUACGCCCGCUGGAGAUGGUUCUGCAAUGGAGGUUGAAGGAGGUAGGCCGGACCCGUUCCAGACGAUGUGCAAGUUCAACUUGCGGUGCGGCAAGCCCGACUGCCCCUUCGCGCAUCAGUCGCCCACAGCACCUGAAGGGACCCCACUCGAUAUGAACGACACUUGCAGUUUCGGUGUCAAGUGCACGAACAAGAAGUGCGUUGGCAAGCACCCCUCACCGGCACAGCGACAGCAGUUCCAAUCGGAACAGGAGUGUGCAUUCUGGCCGAACUGCCGCGAUCCGGUCAACUGUCCCUACAAACACCCGGAGGUUCCUCCCUGCCGCAACGGAGCUGACUGCACCACGCCCGGCUGUAAAUUCUGGCAUACAUCGGUCAUGUGCAAGUACAACCCAUGUACCAACUUCCGAUGCCCGUACAAGCAUGUCGAGGGUCAAAAGAAGACUUUCAAAGAUAAGGUGUGGGUGGCCCCUAAACCUGGAGAUGAGCAAAAGAAGGAGCAUGUGAGUGAGCGGAAGUUUGUCGAGGACGACGCGGAAGAGGAGCUCAUCAUCCCUGGGAAGAACAGUGAUGAUGAUGUGGUGAUCACUACAUGAGGGUCGACACGCUAUCAAGAUGCAAAAGAGGGUCAGGGUUUGCAAAAGUUUUAGGCUAGGAUGAUGAAGCACAAGACUUGUAAUGUAUCAUAUCUUCGGGCUAUUGCGCCUGGGACGGAACUUGGCGUUAACGGCACGUUCUCUGAGACAGCAUAUCAUGGUUACCGAUGUGGAGGAGGGCUUCUUCAUGUUUUGGGUAUACCUCGGAAUGAACAAUGGUUUCACGGUCUUUUGCGCCGCU
Westerdykella ornata is the source of this 2038-nucleotide messenger RNA. RefSeq lists its product as uncharacterized. NCBI's taxonomy places the organism in Eukaryota, Fungi, Ascomycota, Dothideomycetes, Pleosporales, Sporormiaceae. Gene Ontology annotation, cellular component: cytoplasm; nucleus. The record is from RefSeq and is a predicted model, not a curated record. Bases 217 to 1797 code for a protein of 526 amino acids. Gene Ontology annotation, biological process: regulation of mRNA stability. The transcript has 2 exons. Gene Ontology annotation, molecular function: poly(A) binding.